AUGUUGUCAAACUUGUUCUUCACAAUUCUCUUUGGCCUGGCGGCUGGCCAGGAAGAAGCAACCACUAGUGAGCAAUGGCUCAUUACCCUCAAUACAUCGAUUUUCUGGCCUACGGCCACUAAUUACUACUAUGGGCCUACUACCGGUCCAGAAGCGUCUGCAGUCUCUUGCAACGCUGAAUGGGUCGAAUACGCUGGUCGGUCUGAGGGUCUGUGGUCUCUAGGUCCAACUGCCACAAGCAUCUCGCUCGGUUCCUACGCUACGAGCGAGGGCGCCUGUCGCACCUAUGUAUCACCAGAGGCGUGGUCGGAUACCCAUACGGGUCCUCUCACCACCCUUUGUGAUGCCGAUGGCGAUCUCUGUCUGCAGAACGGAACGACCGUCCCCGCGUCAGGACUGAGCACAGCUAUAGUUAAUGGCGCCACUUUCACAUCGCCCUCAAUCUACGUCUCCUUUACAUCUAUAUACGCCUGGAGCAACCGGCGUGGCCAUGCGGGGUUUCAAUGCGGCGUCGACCACAGCGAUGUUAUUAUCUCGGUAAAUCCAGAGACCGUCUCCUCCGUACGCAACCAUCGAAACGCCAGAUAUCCGAUUAUUGGAACAGCCUAUCCAUUCAAUUUCGCCGAGUUCACGCCACAAGAAAUCGGGAAUUAUACACAAUCGUUAAUCCCAUGGCCACAGUUCCGCGGUGGCGAGCAGUGCCCGUUGGGGGAUAGCAACACCUGCAGUAUUAUACGUGACGAUUAUAGUCCUUGGCUGCUGCUCCCGGAAGAGAUUCGCGGAGUAGACCCCGGUUGGACAGUGUGUGAUAACGACUGGUAUAUUCCGCCCGUGACCAUGGUUGCACUUGAUCGCGAGACGAUCACAGUUACAUCGACGCCUGAACCGACCGCCGAAGUAUUUGCGGCGGCCAUGGCCAAGAACGCAUUGGCAGCGUCGACACCGCAGGCCACCACAAGGGGAUGGUAG
This is a messenger RNA of Penicillium waksmanii, 969 nucleotides long. RefSeq lists its product as uncharacterized. Bases 1 to 969 code for a protein of 322 amino acids. The record is from RefSeq and is a predicted model, not a curated record. NCBI's taxonomy places the organism in Eukaryota, Fungi, Ascomycota, Eurotiomycetes, Eurotiales, Aspergillaceae. The transcript is spliced from 3 exons.